This is a messenger RNA of Phymastichus coffea, 3410 nucleotides long. RefSeq lists its product as uncharacterized. Bases 649 to 2565 code for a protein of 638 amino acids. NCBI's taxonomy places the organism in Eukaryota, Metazoa, Arthropoda, Insecta, Hymenoptera, Eulophidae. The transcript is spliced from 6 exons. The record is from RefSeq and is a predicted model, not a curated record.
UCAGUUAUGCCGUGUUCUCGCGCAGUGCCGAACGCCGUUGCCGUGCGUCUCGACUGAUUGUCCGUUAAAGAGUCGUAUAACAACAGGCGCAUCCGCAGUGACGAACAGAGAAUACGGAAGAGCAGUGUUGACAGCAAAAGUGAGGGAGAAAAGGAAGGAAGAAAUGUGUUACCGAAAUGGCGGCCUAGGAGAGCCGUAGUGCAUCGACGGCGUUACGCCUUCGAAGAUGACUUUCUAGCGUCAGCGACGACAAGGGCAUCGAAGAACAUUGCACGAAGACGUUGGAAAAUCUGGAAGCAGUUCCGGCGUGAUCAAAACAGCAAUAAAGGCCCAGAAGAGCUGGUGUAGCUAGCCCCGCGCACAUCGGGUGGGAGGUGGGGUGCGCGCGCGCGCGCGCGAGAGAGAGAGAGAGAGACCGGUGGGGAGAUAUAUACACCAAGGCACUGGAAGCUCCAAAGCGAUUAAUAACAGUAGUCGCCUCGCGAGCGUAGCAUCGCCGAGCAGUAUUAUUCGCGACACACGCGCGCGCGCGCGCAAUGUGCAGCAGUGCAGAUAGCUUGUACAAGUGAGCCGAGUGUCACGAGAAGAAGCAGCCGAGCAUUAUUGCUGUUUCAUUGCUGGAGCGAGGGCGAACGAAACAAAGCGAGCAUGAAGUCGUUGGGCGAUGUAGUGGCGGAAGUGCCGAAAGAAGACGAAAGUAACGACGUGCCGGACGACAUUGGUAUCGUGAGACGUGGUAGCUUGGAUUCGAUAGUCAGUCAUUCGUCCACGACAACGUCGUCGAGCAUCCUCAGUGGGAGCUCCGAGUUAGGCACCAAGACUCUAAAGUCACUCAAGCGUGGAUUGGGCAAAUUGUGGAGGAGACACAGGGGCAAUGCCUCCAUUACUGAAUACGAUCCGUCCUACAAGGUGGCUUACCUUGGCAACGUGCUCACUGGUUGGGCGAAAGGUGAAGGCUGCGUGGAAAAACCAGUGUCGACGUUAUGGCGCAACUACGUCGGCAGCAACCGCCCCGACGUGUCGAUGAGGUUAACGGUUACGAACGGCGGCCUGACGGCGACGACGAAAGAUCACGGAUUGACCGAAUACUGGGCACAUCGCGUCACGUACUGCACGGCACCUGCGUCGCAUCCGAGGCUCUUCGUUUGGGUUUACAGAGAUGAAGGACGUCGUCUCAGGCCGGAAUUGAGGUGUCACGCCGCUCUAUGCUCCAAAGAAUCCACCGCCAGACGACUGGCUUCCGUCCUCAAUGCUAGGUUGCAUCAGGCUUUGCUGGAGUUUAGGAGGGACAAAGUUUCCAGGCAGAAUGCCAGGCUAUCCCUGGCGAACGCAGUCUACGAGAACCCCUCCUUGCCGCGCCGCAAGCUGCUUCUGAGCACGGGCGGCUCGAACUACCGGCCGCCGUUGGAGCGCUCCAAGAGCGCACCGAAGCUCUCGGCCAUCGAGGAGGACGCCGUGGCAGAGGAGAUCGAGCAGCAGCGCUUUCUCGAGGAGCUGCGCAGCCUGGAGCGCGAGGCGCAAAGCUGGCAAGAGCAGGACGGCUGGAGAUUGGCGCGACUCCUGGACGCUCUGCGUCGCGAGAGCUCCGACGAGAACGGCAGCAUCUCCAGCGGCUGCGAGACCGCCAGCACGGCCAACAGCGAGGAGCGCGUGUACGGCAGCGAAGACUCGCACAUGCCGAACGAGCAGGAGAUUCUCGACGGCCAACAAACGAACGGCAAAGCGCUCACUGCAGCGAUGACGACUUCGAUCCCAGCAACACCACCAUUGUGCAAAUCACUGUCCUCCCUCGGCGACGGUCCACGUCGCAACUCCGAAGGUUCCCCGCACUUUAUGACAUGCACCGGUAGUCCACGAUUUCGUCGACGAAGCAGUCGACCAACUCGCAGUCGUAGCCGAAAGGUCAUUACAAUAUCAGCCGACAACGGCAGUGUAUCGUCGCUGUCGCGAAGCGAAGGCGAGGAAUCGAUGGAGGAAGACGAGGAGGAUGAAACAACUGCGUCAGGAAUGAUUGUCGACGUGAAUUAUUAUGAUUUUGAAGACGUUGAAGAUAUGGACGAAAUUGUUGAUUACAGACCACAUGGCGAGAGCCCGAGAAACUCAUGUAGCGCGGGAUUGCAGAACGACAGUUACGCAGCACUGCUGGCCAGACGCGAAGAUAUGUGCCAAUUGAUGUGCGUCUCCUGUGACGAAAUCGACGGCGACGAACCGGUAACAAUUGACCCGGAAGUCGUUGCCAAUACGAACACAAAGAAUUUUCACACUUUGGGAUCGCUUGACGAAGAGGAAGCUGACAGCGACGAAAGCGGCUACGUCGAAGCAUCGCCGAAAACUUCAAGUCAGAAAGAGGUAGAAGGGACAAGGAAAGAAGUCGAACAAAACGAUCGAGCAGAAUUUAUCAAAUGUCCUAUAUCUGAGACGAUCAAGAAAUUGGCGAAUGCCUCGUUGAGAAGUUCCAAACCUAUACGAGUAAUUCCAACUGCUGGCACGUGCUUGGACGAUGGCGAGUCGCCAAGUUUGUUGCAAAGGAAACGACUAUUGGCUCAACAUGGGGUUACUGUUUGAGAGAGAAAAAGAGAGAGAGAGAGAGAGAGAGAGAGGAGAGAGAGAGAAGAGAGAGAUAGGAACACUGCUUGCUGAAUCUCAGUGAAUCAUGUAUAUUUGUGUACAUUGGAAAUCACUCUCGAUUGUGUAUUAUAUAUAAUACGUUUUGCAUCUUGUAAGAUAUCGAGCGACCGGUGGAUUAAAUGUGCAUGCCUCUGUUCUCAAUUUAUCAUUUCAACCACGAUUCUGUUUUUCGUAACAUUGUUAUAAUAUUCUUCCUGACUAAUUAUGUGAUAUAUUUACUUGAAGAAAAUACAAUUGGUUAUUUGUGAUAAAAAAAUUUCAAACAAUACUGAUUAAAGCUAAAAAAAUAAAAACCGAACGAUGAUUUUGUGAGAGAUUUGUGUGGGUAAACGGUAUUUAAUUUUAUUUAAUUGUGUAAUCAAUAGUUUGUAGGGAUACAGAGUCGACGAUUUUUUUAAUAUAUAUAUAUAUAAAGAUGGACUGGAAGUGACAGUGAGAGCUUAGUAACUUAGUUAACGGUGAGAUGAAAGUAUAUGUUUUAUGUGAUUUUUUUCUCUUUUUUUUUUUAAUGUUUCUCAAAGUUCACAUGACUUAUUUGUAGUUGGAAAUUUCGAUGUAGUAUUACUAUUGAUGAACCGUAUCGAUAUAAUCAAGUAUUUUCACGUAUAUGUACAUAUAUAGUAAUUUAAUAACUGUUUUGAUGUAUGUAGAAAUGUAAUUAUAUGUAGCCCGAUCAAAAAAAUUUUUGUUCGACUGGCGAUAUUCAACGGAAUAUGGACUUCUCGUUUCAAUCAAAUAUGGUUCAAACCGCAAAUCCUUGAAAAUUUAAUAAACUAUCAUUA